GAGGCUGGAGCUCGGUCCCCACCUGAGGAUGAGGCAGGGGGUCACCACCCUAGCCCUGGGCGCUCGGCUUGGCGCCAGGUACGCGGCUGGGCUCCGCCCCGCUGUACCUGCCCAGCCCCGGAGGGCGGGGGCCGCCAAAUUUCGCCCCUCCCCGCACCCUGGGAGCCAGUCCGGGGAGGCGGCGCGGAAGGGAGGGCUGCGGGCCAGACGAGCUGCGUGAGGGGUUCCGGGGACUGCCGGAUGUGGGCUGCUUUUGGGGACGGCGCCCUCUGGCCACCUCCAAGGAGCUCAGUUUUGGCCGGGGCCGGGCUUGAACCCGCUACCCCCGGCAUAUGGGGCCGGCGCCCUAAUCCUUGAGCCACAGGCGCCGCCCCCGCCUCCCAGCUUUUGCUGCUCCAGGCACCAUCAUCCCUUAUCAGUCGGGCCAGCCUUCCUCACAUGUUCUACUCAAACGGGCACUUCCUAUGUUCUCAGGGGUCUGCCUUUCACAGAGGUCCUGCUGAGAACCGGGUGGGUGGAAUAGAGUUCUAUUUUAUUGCACCUUACAUAUUGGGAGAGGAGAUUCCCAGAGCCAUGUGGCUGGCCAGACACCGGCAGCUCUGUCUGGCCUUCCUGCUAGUCUGUGUCCUCUCAGCAAUUUCGUUCCUCCAUUUCUAUCAAGACAUCUUUCGACAUGUCCUAGACCUGUCCAUUCUGUGUCCAGACCGCCACCUGAUGACAGCUCCAGUGGCCAUCUUCUGCUUGCAAGGUACACCACUGGACCCUGACACCUCCACUUCCUGUCCCCAGCAACCUGCUUCCCUUUCAGGAACCUGGACUAUCUACCCAGACGGCCGGUUUGGUAACCAGAUGGGGCAGUAUGCCACCCUGCUUGCCCUAGCCCAGCUCAAUGGCCGCCCAGCCUUCAUCCUGCCGGCCAUGCAUGCCACCCUGGCUCCUGUGUUCCGUAUCACCCUGCCUGUGCUAUCACCAGAAGUGGACAGCCACACACCUUGGCAGGAGCUGCAGCUGCAUGACUGGAUGUCAGAGGAGUAUGCCCACUUGAGUGAUCCCUUCCUGAAGCUUUCUGGCUUCCCCUGCUCUUGGACUUUCUUCCACCAUCUCCGAGAACAGAUCCGCAGGGAGUUCACCCUGCACGACCACCUUCGGGAAAAGGCUCAGAGUUUACUGAGUCAGCUCCAUCUGGGCCUCACUGGGGACCGGCCGAGAACCUUCGUGGGUGUCCACGUGCGCCGUGGGGACUAUCUGCAGGUUAUGCCCCAGCGCUGGAGGGGUGUGGUGGGUGACCAAGCCUACCUCCAGCAGGCCAUGGACUGGUUCAGGGCACGGUAUGAAGCCCCUAUUUUUGUGGUCACUAGCAAUGGCAUGGAGUGGUGCCGGGAAAACAUUGACACCUCCCGGGGUGAUGUGUUCUUUGCUGGCAAUGGGCAGGAAGGUGCACCAGGGCAGGACUUUGCAUUGCUCACACAAUGCAACCACACCAUCAUGACCAUAGGCACCUUUGGCUUCUGGGCUGCCUACCUGGCAGGUGGAGAUACUGUCUAUCUGGCCAACUUCACCCUGCCAGACUCUGAGUUCCUGAAGAUUUUUAAACCUGAGGCUGCCUUCCUGCCUGAAUGGGUGGGCAUUAAUGCAGACUUGUCUCAACUGUAGACAUUUGCAGGACCUUGAGAACCGGAAAAACAUCCUAGAAUAGCCUGAGCAUUCCAGAGCCUCCAGAGGCCCAGCACCUUCUGGAGAAGUUUGUAGUGGUCUUGGGGCAGGUGGGUACCCAUUUCCAGAGUGAUUAUCUAGUUGGGCAGACUAGGAGAGAAGGGGAAGCUUUCUGGAACUGCCUGAACAUCCUAGAUGCAGCAGAAUAUCUUUGCCUGAUAGCUGACAAUACCUGGAGAAGCUCUUGGCAGUUCUAGAAGCUACAGUGCCUACCUGCUCUUCCCAGCCCAUAUUUAGAAUACUUCUAGAUGGCAGCCCUCAGGAACAAGGAAUCCUUCCUCCAGUGUCUUAUCAUCCUAAUCUUUCUAGAAGAGGUGUUAUUUCCUCCCUGGGUCCUCAGAAGCCUGAAGGAACUCAUGGUGGGUAUAGAGCAAGUACUAACCAUCUCUUCUGUGUCACUGGAGUGAUUUUAGGGGGAGAUUUGUUUUAGAGAGGGCUAGAUCUAACACCUGUGAAGAACCCUGCAGGACCCUAUCAGAGGGGAUGGGGUUCUGGAAUUCCGGAAAACUUAUGUAAAGAAUCUAAUGAAUGUACAACCAGAAGCUCAACACCCCACCAUUGCCAGGAAGAUUGAGAGAAGACUCUUUAGCUGGCCAACAUCUUGCUAUGCUCAUAGGCUCUGGAAUAGCUGGGGUAGUUGGUGAGCAGAGUGGAACUCUAACUCCUCAGCCCCUAAGAAUGUCUCAAGGACUUUUUUGGGAGGGGGAGGGAGGUAGUGGACAGGCAAGGAUGUGGAAGUGGAGAGAGUGGUAGCUGCAGAAAUGCUGCAGCUUCUGCAGCAGAACUUUUCAGAGAUCCACAAUUUUUUUUUUUUAAGCUGAAAAACUUCCUUUAUUUUAUUUUAUUUUUUUUUAGAGACUGAGUCUCACUCUGUCACCUUCGGAAGAGUGCUGUGGCAUCACAGCUCACAGCAACCUUAAACUCUUGGGCCCAAGCAAUUCUCCUGCCUCAGCCUCCUAAGUAGCUGGGACUAUAGGGGCUUGCCACAACACCCAGCUGUUUUUUUUUGUUGUUGUUGUUGCAGUUUGGCCUGGGCCAGGUUCGAACCCGCCACCCUCAGUAUAUGGGGCCGGCGCCCUACUCACUGAACCACAGGCACCACCCUAAGCUCAAAAACUUCCAAAGACAGAAACUACAUAUGUUAAAUCCAAGUUCAGGUUGCCUCUCAGAAUUAAGGAAACUGAUCCUAUGCAGGUGGGCUGCUGGGAGUCUGGGAUCUGUUUCUUGGGAAGUCUGCAGGCAUAAACAUACCUUCAUGGGCUUGCAUAAAGCCGGGAGGCAUUAUGCUCCUUGCCAGCCAUUGUCUGCUUCCAAACUCACAGAAUCACUAAAUGUGGCUUUGGCAGAUCUGGGAUAAGAGGAUGCAGCCUCAAACCCAGGCAGGAGGACUGGGUCUGGCCAAGCAGGACAGAAUUCUUUUUUUUUUUUUUUUUGUAUAGACAGAGUUUCACUUUAUCGCCCUUAGUAGAGUGCCAUGGCAUCACAUUGUUCACAGCAACCUCCAGCUCUUGGGCUUAGGCGGUUCCCUUGCCUCAGCCUCCCGAGUACGAGUAGCUGGAACUACAGGCACCCGCCACAACGCCCUGCUAUUUUUUUUGUUGCAGUUUGGUCGGGGGCGGGUUUGAACCUGCUACCCUGGGUAUAUGGGCCAGUGCCCUACCCACUGAGCCACAGGCACCGCCCAGGACAGAAUUCUUGAUGCAGAUUGCAGGAACCCCUUGCUAUCUGUGAAGGGUGAAGGAAGAUACCUUUAAUACAAUCAAGUCUGAUCAUAUCCCCCAUCCACGCAUCAAAGAACCCAAGUCUCUAUUUUUUUGGAACGUUUCAAAUGUACUUUAUUUCUUCAAUAAUGCUAUAUUUUAAUGAGUACACAGUGCUUUUACUUGACAUCGAUUAUAAGUUGGUUCUGAAACAAUUCAGUAUUACACCAGCUGGGAUGAUUACUGAUCUCUCCUCAUUCCUUUGGGGUGACUCUGCCAACAGGGGACAGAUUCCAUUCUAUUCCGAUUUCUGUCACUGCAUAUGUCCAUACAGCAAUGCAGAAAGUUGCUCCACGAGCUAAUACAGCACUACCAUAUUUAUUAUGAAAAUCAGGUGUUCAUUUCUGGUGGCCCUUGCCAUUGUUUGCUGAAUGUUUCGAACUUGGAGACUACUUAGUGCGUUCUUGGCCAUCAUGAAAUUGAAAAUGGAACUGCAGCAUCUUCAGGUGCUGCUUUGGUGCAAAUGGACUUCAGGUCCCAAGUCUCUAUUCUUCUCAGGGAGUUUCAGGGCACUGUUCCCAACUCACCCACCACAGGUAGGAGAGUGGGAGGUGUGAAUUAAAAGUCCACAUCAUCAACCCAUCUCUGCAGCUUUUUUGGAGGUGUGUGCAUGUGUGUGCGUAUGUAAGAGGGAAAGCUGGGCAGCUUCCAAGGACUUUCAUUAUUUGUAAUAUCUUAGGGUGUUGUCCUUUCUCAGAUCUGGCAGUCCCUUGUUGCUAGACUUGUGUGAGCUGUGGUCCCUGUUCUGGUUCCAUUUCAACCACACAGAAAAGGAGACCCUCCAAGAUCCAAAUGUCUGAGCCCCUCUGGGACCCUCAGUAUUAGCCCUCAGCCUUUUCUUCUUACAGGGGUCUCCGGGUCCAGAUCCAUAACCUGGGGAGAGAAGGUGGAGACGGGGGUGACUGACUAGUGUAAACCUUGAGCUACAUUUCCCACAAAGCUAAGGGAUUGGUGGCGCUAAUCUGCUACGAAGAAAGAGCCCAUUGGCCUUCUGGGAAUCGUAGUCCUGGGGUUAAAACAUCUGCUUCCCGCGUCUCUGGCUCCACGCCAGUUUCCAAAGGUCCGGGAGUCUUCUAGCCGAAAGCCUCGAUCCUGGGGCCAUGGGAAGGAUGGAAGUUAAACGCCGGAAGCCGAGUGCCUGGCUCUGGUAGCCGGAGCACACAGGUGAUUGUGCCCCUUCAGUAGGUACUGGGAAAGUUCUAGUGAAUCUAGUCUGAAAAGGUGGCAACCUCUGUGACGUUUGAGGAUGAUGGGCGGAGCCUCCCUUUGUUGCAGUCCAAUCCCACUCAGAUUUGAGCUUCUGGGCGGGGCCAAGGAAAACCCCAGCGACUAUCUCAGGAAAUUAGGACCCUCACGCGGGAAGCUCUGGAAGAGGGAGGCUACUGGAGCUUUCUUGUAGCAAGGGGACCUUCCAUGACUCAGACCACAGUGGAAAACUCUACUCCACGCAACCAACCCCAGUCUCGCCCCAAACAAAAUCUGUAAUUUUAGCCGUGGGAAAAAUAUUAGAGGACCCCAGCUUCCUCUUUAAAAGCUCUCGGAACCUGGACUGGGCUCCUCAACGAACCAUAGUUGUGUGAGGGCGCCACAUUAAGUUAGGGGUCAAGGUCCGGGAACAGUUGUUUAGGGUGCAUGGCUAUUCAGGGUGCACGGGCGCUCCUGUUUCCUAAGAAGGGUGUGCCCUGCAAAUUGAGAGCCCAUUAGUCUUGGGGAAGGGUAUACAAGGGUGGCAUGAAAUCUGGCAAAAGUGUAGGGUCCCUAGAUUUGGGGAUUCCGGGUGUGUUUGGGUUUUGAGAGAGUUCUGAGUUUGAUGAUAUCCCAAUUGGCUCUGUAUGGAAUAGUUUAUUUGGUUUGGACAAUUGAGUUUUCAGUUUGAAGUGCAACAGGUUUUAGGAGCUGGGCUGGGGUGGGGGCGACGGGAAUUCCUCUGUUUAUAUACUUAAGGUUUGAAGUUGGGAAUCACAUCAGUUUGGGGAACUGGCAAUCCCAUAGUUUGGAAAGGGGUGUGUGGGGUGCAGAGUUUCAGGUCCUAAUUUGGGGACUGGCCAGUGCCUCUUUUUUAAUGGUUUGCUUAUUUCUCAGUUGGAAUGCAACGAGGACUCCGAAUUGGGAGUUACCUGGAGUGGGGAUUCAGUUUUAUACUUUGGAGGCAUUUGAUGAAGGAUAUAUUUGGAGAUUUCCUGAAGAUCCUCAUUAGUCAUUUUGGGACCUGGUGGGUGGGGGGGUCUAGUGGGGCUGUCUGAGAUGAGCUUUGGCUUCUCUUUGUUUAGAGU
Nycticebus coucang (slow loris) is the source of this 5746-nucleotide messenger RNA. RefSeq names its product fucosyltransferase 1 (H blood group) (gene FUT1). Gene Ontology annotation, cellular component: membrane. The coding region runs from base 439 to 1653 and encodes 404 amino acids. Gene Ontology annotation, molecular function: galactoside 2-alpha-L-fucosyltransferase activity. The transcript is spliced from 3 exons. Lineage: Eukaryota; Metazoa; Chordata; Mammalia; Primates; Lorisidae. The record is from RefSeq and is a predicted model, not a curated record. Gene Ontology annotation, biological process: carbohydrate metabolic process.